Mucor mucedo is the source of this 665-nucleotide messenger RNA. Its product is annotated as Prefoldin subunit-domain-containing protein. Gene Ontology annotation, cellular component: prefoldin complex; cytoplasm. Gene Ontology annotation, biological process: tubulin complex assembly; microtubule-based process; protein folding. NCBI's taxonomy places the organism in Eukaryota, Fungi, Mucoromycota, Mucoromycetes, Mucorales, Mucoraceae. The record is from RefSeq and is a predicted model, not a curated record. Gene Ontology annotation, molecular function: tubulin binding. The transcript has 5 exons. Bases 30 to 593 code for a protein of 187 amino acids.
GUUCUACAAAAAAAAGUCAUUUUUCAAAUAUGAGCACCCAAAAGUUAAUGUCAAACCCUCGUGGUAUCCCUAGUUCACCUUUUGUUGAACGCGUUGAGGAUUAUGUCUCAGAAGCUGAGCCUGUCGAGAUUGUCUUGAAGAAAUUCCAAGAAGCAAUCAGCAAGUACAAGUUCAUGGAAGUCAACUUAUUGCAACGUAGAAAAGUUUUGGAAGAAAAGAUCCCCGAGAUUGAAAAGACAAUUGACAUGGUUGAUUUGUUAACUGAAAAGAAAGACAGCCAUGAACCCUUAUAUACAGAUUUUGAAUUAAACGAUACAUUGUUUGCCAAAGCCAAAAUUGAGGCAACCGGCUCUGUUUACCUUUGGUUAGGUGCCAACGUUAUGCUCGAAUAUACUUGCGAAGAAGCUAAAGAUUUAUUAACCUCAAAACUCGAAACUGCUAAAACUUCACUAAAGAACACAUUGGAAGAUCUUGAAUUCUUAAGAGAUCAAAUCACAACUAUGGAAGUCAAUACUGCUCGUGUGUACAACUGGGAUGUCAAGCAAAGACGUAUUUUAAGAGAGCAAGCCGCUGUAGCAGAAGCUUCCGCUUAAUCAUAGACGCUGCAGUUCUCUUUUUUAUUGGCACCCAAUAAAAAAAAAAGACAUUUUAAUUCCGCCUCAAAC